Messenger RNA from Rhizopus microsporus ATCC 52813, 195 nucleotides. RefSeq lists its product as uncharacterized. Bases 1 to 195 code for a protein of 64 amino acids. The transcript has 2 exons. The record is from RefSeq and is a predicted model, not a curated record. NCBI's taxonomy places the organism in Eukaryota, Fungi, Mucoromycota, Mucoromycetes, Mucorales, Rhizopodaceae.
AUGAUCGCCGUCAAAAUUGGUCGCAUGUACCGUCUGACUUUGAACGCAUGUCGUAGCAACUACAUUCAUCCAAUCAGGGCGUGUCAUACAUUAUUUGAUAGCUUUCGAAAUAAGCUUUCAGAUGAUAUAACAUACAUGUCGCGAUAUAACCCAGUGGAUGUGCAAACUUGGAAGGGUGGUGGUGGGCCUCCAUAG